Messenger RNA from Carica papaya (papaya), 2547 nucleotides. The record is from RefSeq and is a predicted model, not a curated record. NCBI's taxonomy places the organism in Eukaryota, Viridiplantae, Streptophyta, Magnoliopsida, Brassicales, Caricaceae.
GGGGGAAGCAGUAGAGAAGGGUGGAUCGAAUGUUUGGUGGGAUAUGUUCAGGAUCCACAGUGAGACAUUUAGAAACUUGUAUGUUGUAACAGGUUAUGCUUUUCGCAGUUACUGGAGAUUUAGGUUUAAGGGAUUGGCCGUUUAGUGGAUUUGAGAAGUCAGCUGCUGAAGGGAGUUGCAGGAUUUGGACAUGAGAAGCCCCUGGUACAACAAAUUAUCUGUCAUUUUUGGCCCUAGACCACCGCCAAGCUGGUUGUUAUUGUGCCUCAUCAGUGUCCUUGCUCUAAUUGCAAUCUUUGGGUCUUCUUCGUCAAAUGUCUUUGAUCCUGUUACUUCUGCACAAGUACCCAACAUUUAUACAAACUAUAGAAGACUUAAGGAGCAGGCAACGGUGGAUUAUCUGGAUCUAAGAACUCUUCAACUAGGGGCUAACCGACAAAAAGAGCUUCAACUUUGUGGCAAAGAAAGAGAAAAUUAUGUGCCUUGUUACAAUGUUACAGCAAAUUUAUUGGCCAGGUUUCAAGACGGGGAGGAGUUCGAUCGUCACUGUGAAGUUUCAAGACAAUGGGAAUGGUGUUUGGUUCGCCCUCCGAAGGACUACAAAAUCCCCCUAAGGUGGCCAGCUGGUAGAGAUGUAAUAUGGAGUGGAAAUGUGAAGAUAAGUAAAGACCAGUUUCUUUCUUCUGGAACCAUGACUAAAAGGUUGAUGUUACUCGAAGAGAAUCAAAUUGCUUUUCACUCUGAAGAUGGGUUGAUAUUUGAUGGUGUCAAAGAUUACUCUCGUCAACUUGCAGAGAUGAUAGGGUUAGGAAGUGACUCUGAAUUUCUUCAAGCUGGUGUGCGCACUGUGCUGGAUAUUGGUUGCGGAUUUGGUAGCUUUGGAGCUCAUCUAGCAUCAUUGAAGGUGAUGGCUGUUUGCAUUGCAGCAUAUGAGCCAACCGGCAGCCAAGUUCAGUUGGCCCUUGAGAGAGGUCUUCCAGCAAUGAUUGGAAAUUUCAUCUCAAGACAACUUCCGUAUCCAUCAUUGUCAUUUGACAUGAUUCAUUGUGCUCAGUGUGGUAUAUAUUGGGAUGAAAAAGAUGGGAUGUUUCUCUUAGAAAUGGAUCGAGUUCUCAAGCCUGGAGGUUACUUUGUUCUAACUUCUCCUACAAGCAAGCCAAGUUCAAUGACCGCAAAGAAGAAAAGCAUGUUAACUCCAAUGGAGGAAUUCACUGAGAAAAUCUGUUGGAGUCUUUUAGCUCAGCAAGAUGAGACUUUCAUUUGGCAGAAAACUGCGGAUGUUAAUUGCUAUUUAUCUAGGAAACAGGAUUCUAUACCACUUUGCAAAGAAGGACAUGAUGCUCCAUCGUACUAUCAGCCCCUUGUUUCAUGCGUAAGUGGGACUACCAGCAAGCGUUGGAUUCCCAUUCAUAACAGAUCACUGAGUUCCCAGUUGAGCUCAGAUGAGCUUGAAGUCCAUGGAAUUCAUUCUGAAGAAUUCUCUGAGGAUUUACAAUUCUGGAGAUCAGCUUUGAAAAACUAUUGGUCUUUGCUUACACCUUUGAUUUUCUCUGACCACCCAAAGAGGCCUGGCGAUGAAGAUCCACUACCUCCAUUUAACAUGAUACGCAAUGUGAUGGAUAUGAAUGCUAAUUAUGGUGGUUUAAAUGCUGCCUUUUUGGAGGAAAAGAAAUCAGUGUGGGUGAUGAAUGUCGUGCCCAUCAAUGCUCGUAAUACUCUUCCUAUCAUAGUUGAUCGAGGUUUUGCCGGGGUUGUGCAUGACUGGUGUGAAUCCUUCCCGACGUACCCUCGGACAUAUGAUAUGCUUCACGCAGAUGGGCUUUUCUCGCAUUAUAAUUUCCAGAGAUGCAGUAUGAUGGACUUAUUCUUAGAGAUGGAUAGAAUUCUACGUCCCGAGGGAUGGAUUGUUCUUUCUGAUAAAUUGGGAGCUAUCGAGAAAGCUAGGACACUUGCUACACAAAUUCGCUGGGAAGCAAGAGUGAUUAACCUUCAGAAUGGGAGUGACCAGCGGCUUCUUGUUUGUCAAAAACCAUUUGUGAAAAAAUGAUUGAUAUGGCACUGCAACACCUCACAUUCACAGAAUUGUAUGAUUUUUUUGCACAGUUGUAAUAGCAAGAAAAUCCUGCACAGGAUGAGGAGUAAGUGACCAUGUGAAUUUUGUUGGUGGCAGAGCUUCAAUCGUCGUGAUGGCACGUUCACGUAAUAUGCAAUCCAAGUCUUGAUGAGUUCACCAAUGAACCAGAGGAAGUGGAAGCUGUAGAUUAGAAAAAAUGAGGUCCUUGAAGAAGUAGCUGGAAUUCUUUUUUCUUUUUUCUUUUUUUUUUUUUUUUUAAAGAAAUCUGUAGUAAUUCAUUCAUCCAUAUUUUUUUACGUUUAGUUUUUUUUCAACUUUGUGAAAUUUCUUAUUUUUGGGUUCGUUAUUUCUUCAUUGGUUUGAUUUUCGGUUGUCUGUCUAUUGAACCAUCACACUUGUUAAGAGAGAAAAACAAGUGGCCACGAAUGUUAUAUAGUUGAAGUUGUAUUGCAUUUAUCUCUCAAUUACAUGUA